This is a messenger RNA of Racocetra fulgida, 835 nucleotides long. Lineage: Eukaryota; Fungi; Glomeromycota; Glomeromycetes; Diversisporales; Gigasporaceae. The record is from the annotation of a GenBank genome assembly.
AUGAUUCUCGUUGCUGUGAUUCGUAAAUUUCAAGGAGAUUUAGAGCACUUUCUUGAAAUAUGCGAUCUUACUUUCUCUGGGUUAGAUUCUGAAAAAACAGAUGAGGAUAUUUAUUCUAAAGAAAUAGAAAAUUUUCAAUUAGAUGACUCAAGUGAUGAAGAUAUUACGGGUAAAGAAUCUAAAGACAUUAUGAAAAUUUCUGAGACAGCUGUAAAUGAUCAUAUUGAAAAGCUCCAACAAUCCUUACCUGAUGAAACUGUUAAUGCAACAAAACUUUUCAUUAAAUUAAUUGGAGAGCAACAAGGUGAAGCACUAGCUGUUAGAAAAUAUACUCAAAAACGGGCUGAUGAAAGAAUAACUGUUAGUUAUGAACAAAAUGAUAUUGUUCUUCUUCCAUCCCAUUAUUCUUAUGAUCAUCUUCAUGCUGCUUAUAAUUCAUUGCAUCCUGAAAAGCUCAUUAAAAACGUUUGUGAUAAAUGUAUUUUAUAUAAAUGUGCAUUAAAAGAAAGUGUUAAUGAUACAGAUGAAAAUAUUGAUACACAAUUAAUAGCACAUAUAUCAGACUAUCAGGAAAUGAGAGAUAUGUACGAAGAUGAUAUUAAAAAAGCAAAAACCACUGAUCCACAUAGUCUAAAUCCUUGGACUAUUCGAGAACUUCUACCAAGAGGUUUUCCAGAGGAAAAACAAGUAGAUCUUUGGGAAAAGAUUCAUGAAUAUUGUCCAACUGAAUUUCAAGAUGAACUUUGCCCAAAGCCACCAAAUAAUGUAAUAAAAAGAGUAAAAGGAAAAGAAACUUGCGCAAGAGGAACUCACAUAAAAGGAAAAGAAAAAGAAA